AUGGGCAAGAAGACAGCAGGCAGCAAGACGGCCACUCCGAGGAAGGUGGACAUUUCUCCAGCUUCCCCGACGUCCCAGUCUACCUCAAAGCGACAGCGAAGCGGCGAAGACGCGGCGACCUCGACCGCGAAGAAGGUUGCGCCGCAUGCUACCACUGGUGGCGGCGGCGACGGCAGUAAGGAGGAGGAGGAGGAGCUCGUGUUCGAAGACCCGUUCGGAGAUGAGUUCGACCCGGAAGACAUCGACGCCAUGAAUGCAGAGCCGGAAGAAGAUGGCGACGACGAUGAUGGUGGCAUGGACGCAGAGACGGGAGACGCUGCAGCAAGUGGCUCCAGCACCGCCGCCACGGACGCUGAGGGAGCAGCAGCGCCACAAGAGACGAAGGUGUGGCGAGCCGGGGUGGACGAUCUGGCAGAAGGGGAUGAGCUGGAGUACGACAGCACGGCCUACCACAUGUACCAUUCGCUGAGACCGGAGUGGCCGUGCCUCAGCUUCGACGUGAUCCGAGACAGCCUGGGUGCGAACCGCUCCCGCUAUCCCCACACCGUGUUUGCCGUCGCGGGCACCCAGGCCGACCGCGCCGACAACAACCGCCUACAGGUCAUGAAGCUCUCGGAUCUUCACCGCACGGGCAGAAAAAAGCAACGCGGCGACGGCAGCGACGACGACGACGACGAGUCGUCAGACGAGGAAGGGGAGGACGAGACCGACGAUGACCCUACCCUGGACCACAUCAACAUCCCGCACCGGGGCGGGGUGAACCGCGUGCGGUCGAUGCCGCAGCGCCCGGGUGUCGUGGCCACCUGGUCGGAGACGUCGGACGUAUACGUGUGGGACCUCGAGGAGCAGGUGUCUGCCCUCGCGGCAAAAGGCGCGCCGAGAAAAUCGAAGGUGGAUCCGGCCUUCACGUUCGAUGGGCACAUGGAGGAGGGUUUUGCGUUAGACUGGUCGCCAACAGAAGAAGGACGGUUAGCGACCGGCGACUGCGGUAACAGCGUGCACGUGACCCGAACCGUCGAGGGGGGCUGGGUAACGGACCCCGUACCGUUCGUCGGGCACGUCGCAUCGGUGGAAGACCUCCAGUGGAGCCCAACGGAGACAACGGUGUUCGCCUCCGCCUCGGCGGACAAGACCGUGGCGGUCUGGGACCUCCGCAAGAAGAACGGGGCGAUGCUCAGCCUCAAGGCGCACGAGGAGGACGUAAACGUCAUCACGUGGAACCGAAACGUUACGUACCUCCUGGCUUCGGGCUCGGACGACGGAAUCUUCAAGAUCUGGGACCUCCGGGCGUUCGGGAGCGGGGAGCCCGUUGCGCAGUUCCGAUGGCAUAAGGCUCCGAUAACGUCCAUCGAGUGGCACCCAACGGAUGAGUCCAUGCUGGCGGUAUCGGGGGCAGACAACCAAUUAACGGUGUGGGAUUUGUCGGUGGAGGCGGAUGACGAAGCGGCAGCGGCAAUGGCGGGAGCUGGUGGGGGGGGGGCGGCAGGCGGGCUAAAGGAUCUACCGCCGCAGCUUCUUUUCAUCCACCAGGGACAGACGGACAUCAAGGAGCUACACUUUCACCCUCAGAUUCCAGGAGUGAUCAUGAGCACGGCGGCAGAUGGGUUCAACAUUUUCAAGCCCGCCACAACAGUCUAGGCUGACCUGUGCGUGAUUAUUUUAUUCCCCUCUCAUGCUUUCCAGAUGCCUGCUCGUGGGCCUCAAGGCCCCUGUGCUCUGCGAUACCGUUUUGUGUUGUUUUGGGUCGUAAUGGGUGCACCACUUCACGACGUCCCCCGUGGUGUAUUAUAUUGUGGCCACGUCGUGCAGACGGGUUGGCCACAUCCCGUUUGGAGUUCGUGUGUUUGGAUAAGUACUUUUGCCUUGGCACGCCUUUUGAUUCUUCAGCCCUUUGCCAAACACGGGCAAAGUUGGAGGUGCACCGCUGUGAGCCGGCAUGAAGAGCAGGGAGUCAGUGCUGCUCGCCGCCCAUUAGAGUUGCAAUUUUUUUUACUAUCGCCGAUACUUGCGGGUCAAUCUCCCUCUGUGCGGCGAGUGUUUGGUAGUGUCGGGCGACUGUAUAAAAUGUCGAAAGUGGACUUUGGGUGUUGGAUGGAAACAAGAACAUAUUUUUUACGACAAUGGUAGAUGCCGACUAAGGUGUGUUUGCGUUUUGACCUCGUGCAUCCAGAGUGUUACCUACGCAUUUCCGUGAUUGCUGUAGUUCCUCGGGGCUUUGCUUGUGGGGGGGGGGGGAUGUGUUCGCCCCGUGCUCUUGACGGAAUUUUCAUGCUGGCGAUGGGCGAUGCUCCCUCUCAAACGAGAUAUUUGUCGGCUAGAAUCGCCAAGCGAUAAACCACGCAACGUACUGGC
Messenger RNA from Ectocarpus siliculosus, 2352 nucleotides. The record is from the annotation of a GenBank genome assembly. Lineage: Eukaryota; Phaeophyceae; Ectocarpales; Ectocarpaceae.